Messenger RNA from Wasmannia auropunctata (little fire ant), 3483 nucleotides. Its product is annotated as glycosyltransferase-like protein LARGE2. Gene Ontology annotation, molecular function: xylosyltransferase activity; glucuronosyltransferase activity. The coding region runs from base 508 to 2577 and encodes 689 amino acids. The transcript is spliced from 12 exons. The record is from RefSeq and is a predicted model, not a curated record. Lineage: Eukaryota; Metazoa; Arthropoda; Insecta; Hymenoptera; Formicidae. Gene Ontology annotation, biological process: protein O-linked glycosylation via mannose.
ACAGCGCGAGCGAGAGCCGUGGAGCUUCGGUCGCGCGGCGCGGUAGUUGCGGCACGUUACUCCGUGGCGACGCUGCGUCGUUCUGUUGAUCGCGGAGAGCGGCUCUCCGCGUUUUUUUUCCUCCGCCCGGCCCGGUGGGAGUGUGCUAUCGCGUUAUCGUCGCGCGCGACGGGACUAAUUGCGGCAAUUUACGUCGUCGCCGGCGACAAUAACAACGGGACACGUCGUGUCGAGAGAGGGAAAGAGAAAGAGAGAAAGAGCGCCGCACGGCGACGUUCGCGUCGCGCGCGCGCGCGCACGCACGCACGCACCCAGCGUGUCUCUCGCUCCGCGGAGAGAAAUCGCGGCUGCAGCACUUCCGCCUCUGUCCCGAGGACCGCACCGCACCGGAUGCACGGUACGGGAGAGGCGACAGUCGAGCCGGCGCUGGUAGAUUCCAACGUGCCUCUAGCCUAAUUUAUUCGCGACAUCAUAUCGCGAAUUGGGAAACAUGUACGGCACAUUACAAUGGCUCGAUCAUGGCUAGGCUGUCUGCUCGGCGUCUUAGUACCGUCCGUGGUCUUUUAUUUGUACCUGCUGUUGAACGUCCCCUCCGCGGAGGUUAUAGGCAAAUCGAGCAUCGGCGGAGGCAAGUGGCGAUCGUUAUCAGUGCAGGCGGUGGAGAGAUCGAAUUUGCGGACGGAGGAUCGCUCUCCCGAACAGUCGCAGUUAAAAAACAAUUUCGAGGUGAAAUGCGACACGAUACACGUAGCCAUGGUGUGCGCCGGAUACAACUCAACCUUCGCCGUCGUAACCGUAGCGAAGUCCAUUCUGUUUUAUCGCACGAAUCCGUUGCAUUUUCAUUUGCUCGUCGACGAAAUUGCGAGGAAAACGCUUUCGACGCUGUUCCGAACGUGGGAUUUGCCACAUGUAAACGUAACGUUCUACGAGGCUGAGAUUUGGGUGCCGAGGGUCUCGUGGAUACCGAACAAGCACUAUUCCGGGGUGUACGGUCUCCUGAAGUUGAUACUGCCGGACGCGAUGCGGGAGGACCGGGUGCUCGUACUGGACACGGACGUGACCGUUCUGACGGACAUGCAGCCGCUGUGGAGGAUGUUCGAGAGAUUCUCGGCCGGCCAGAGUCUGGGCCUGGUCGAGAAUCAGAGCAACUGGUACGUGAAGGCGCUGUCGUACGGCCAGCGGCCGUGGCCGGCUCUGGGCCGCGGUUUCAACACCGGCGUGAUGCUGAUGCACCUGCGACGUUUGCGGGACGGAGGGUUCGCGAGGUCCUGGGAGAGCGUGACGAAACGCGUGCUGGGGCACAUACCAGAGACCAGUCUGGCCGAUCAGGACGUGAUAAACGCGGUGAUCAGCGAGCGGCCGGGUAUCGUGUACGAGAUAGAGUGUACCUGGAACAUACAGCUGAGCGAUCACACGAUAAGUGACACGUGCUAUCGCGACACGAAUCGCAUAAACAUCCUCCAUUGGAAUUCCCCGCGAAAGCAAGACGUUCACAAUAAGCACGUUAACGAGUUUCGAAAACUGCACCGCGUCUUCCUCGAGAUGGACGGCAAUCUGUUGCGAAAGCGCUUGUUCGGCUGUGACAAGCACGAGAGCGCGCUUCCAUACAACGAAUUGAGCCCGUGUCGAGAAUUCGAGAAAGGCGCUACCAUUUUGUAUCGCACGCAUCCCUUCCUGCUCGAAUACGAGUACAACGUGCAUUCGCCGACGGAUGUUGCUCUAGUCACUCAGUGUAGCGUCGAGAGGAUACCGCUGUUGGAAGCGUUAUCGAAACACUGGCCGGGGACCAUAAGCGUCGCGCUUUACUUGACCGACGCGGAGGUUCAGAAUUUCCUGGAUUUCGUGCGAGGCUCCGCGGAUUUGCGGACGAGAAGGAACAUCGCUUAUCACGUCGUGUACAAAGACGGGGAUCUUUACCCUAUCAAUUAUUUAAGAAACACUGCGAUAUCAUACGUACCAACUCCAUUCGUUUUUCAACUUGACGUCGACUUUUUGCCGCAAUUUGGACUGUAUGAAAAUAUCAUGAAUUAUAUCAACCGAUUAAAUAUCAACGAGUCGGACAAAGUAGCUCUGAUCGUGCCAGCAUUCGAAACUGAACGCUAUAGGUUCACGUUCCCCGCCAACAAAGAGGAACUGCUGAAGUUUCUUAAACGCGGUAUUCUGUACACGUUUCGUUAUCAUGUCUGGACACAGGGACACGCUGCCACGAAUUACAGCCUUUGGCGAAACAGUACGGAGCCUUACCAAGUUUCAUGGGAGCCGGAUUUCGAGCCUUACAUAGUAGUUUCGAGAUCCGCUCCGCGAUACGACACCCGAUUUGUCGGAUUUGGUUGGAAUAAAGUUUCCUACGUGACCCAUUUAACGGCGCUAGAUUAUAAAUACAUGGUUUUACCAGAUACCUUUAUUAUUCAUCGCCCUCACGCUCCGAGUUUAGACAUCGGAAAAUUUCGAACAAAUUCUGUUUAUAGAAGAUGUCUUAAAAAGCUGAAAGAUGAAUUUGUCAACGAGCUGGUGGCGAAGUACGGCGAGACUGCACUGUCGAAACUAAAGAAAGAGACCAAAGAAGAGAAAACUUAAGAAAUUAUAUAAUUUUAAUAUUUUAAAUUAUACAAAAUACAAUGAUGUUCACAAGAGUUCGUUAUAUUUUUACUAAAAAAUUUGUGGAUUAUUGAAAUACGAUUGUGAAAAAUCCGUGUAUUGCAGCUAUUUUCUUAACAAAAAAAAUAUAUAUACACAUCCUUUUAAACAAAACAUUGCGCAUUACUUACCAAUCCCAAUAACAAUAAUAAAUAUAUCUGAAAAAAAAACAGGUGGUAAAAACGGAUCAGAUUUGGGAUCGGGAAAUAUUUAUUAAAAUUUAACCCAUAUAUUUAGUGGAGUGUACAGAGUGGUGCUUUUUCAGUACAUUAUUGUAAUAUUACAAUCACACUAAAUAUUUCAUUUAUAAAAUAUGUAUAAUAUUUACAGCGCCAGUAUGUUAAUGCAUUGUACAUACAAAUUAUAUAAUCGCGGCCAAGAAUUUAUAUUUGAACCACCUGAAAAUUGAGACGUUAAUUACAAGGCAAAAUAUCUCUUUUUUUCAUAAAUAAUUACAGUAAUGACGACAAUAAUGGCGGCGUAUUAGUAACUACAUAGCGUAAAUGUAAUAAUUGUAGCAAUACCUUGAAAAAUAAUAUAGCAAUACUAAAAAUAUAGUAAUGAUAAUAGGAAAACCAGUAUAAUAAAAGUAAUAAUAAAUCGUACAAAUAGUAAGAAUACAUUAGUAGGAAUAAACGGGGUAAAAAUAUUCCGUUAACAAUGAUGAAAAUUUUUUCUCGAUCGUCGACACUUUUUCUAACGCAUGUGGAACCUGGCAGGAAACGCGAAUGUUACAGAUUUCGGAUUAAGAUUAUUAUCUACAACAUACGACACGCAGAUAUAAAUCAUUUACAUUCACAUUAUCAUUCCGACUUACAUGUCGUUCGCGAUAGAAACAUUUUUCGA